UAGGUAAGCAGCGACUACAGCCAAUAAACUUCCACUUUGCUAACGGUCGGACCAGUGAGCUAAUGCUGUGCUGGUAGCUUGGGAGGAGGAGCUGGCGCUUAGUUUUGAAAUGCUGUUCUAGGCUUAUAUUUCCCACAGCAAAUGAUUGCAAUAGAUGUGUUUUGAUUGUUUAUUAGUUUAAGUGGCACAGGAUUUUAAUUAGACGAAAAGAUAAGAGCAGACAUGUCUACAGAGGAUAAUGAAUGGGAACUAAGUAAAGAAAAUGUGCAGCCAUUGAGACGGGGUCGAGCUGUCUCUACCCUGCAGGAGGUGCUUGCCACUCAGGAGGGCCCCAGUCAUACAGCAGUUCAGCAGCAGAAGUUGGCAUUUGAAUCUGAAAUUCGCUUUUAUAAAGGAGCUGAUCCUUUGGAUGUUUGGGACAGGUAUAUUAAGUGGACUGAAGAGGCCUACCCACAGGGUGGAAAAGAAAGCAAUCUGACUGCAUUGUUAGAAAGAGUAGUACAACGCUUUGGAGAAGAGACCAAGUACUACAAUGAUCCUCGUCUUCUUGAUAUCUGGCUAAAAUUUGCUAAUAUUUGUACAGAACCACUGGAUGUGUAUCGUUACUUGCAUGGACAAGGAAUCGGUGUGAAUGUGGCCUCACUGUACAUUGCCUGGGCAGAAGCAUAUGAAGCAGCUGGCAACUAUAAACAAGGUGAUGCUGUCUUCCAGGAAGGCAUCAAGCAGAAGGCAGAGCCAUUGGAUAAACUUGAAGCCCAACACAGGCAGUUCCAAACCCGUGUGUCUCGGCAGGCCUUUCUAGGAAUCAUGGAAGGAGCAGAUGAUGAUGAUUUGUCCUCUGUAGCAGCUGAGCCUCAGAGAGCAACUCUGAAGGAGCUGAAAUUCAAGGGCAAGAAGAUUGCCCUCGCUCCUGUAAAUCGUGUUGGAGAUACAGUGAAAGCCCGGAGCCGGGGUUUGACCCUUAAUUUGCCACCUCCUCGGCAAUUACAACAGUCUGGAAAUUUCUCUGUAUUUGAUGAAAACUCAGCUAGUGACUGCAAUUCUGCCAUAAAUGAGAUUGCAUCACAAACGUGGGGAGGCCUUCCUUGUGUCAAACAGAAGGAAAAUGAAUUGAAGGCUGGACCAUGGAAUAUGCCAGUGCAUUCUCGAAAUCGUUCUGCUAAUGUGGAGUCUUCCUGCAGCAAGCCCAAUUUUAUCCCAUAUGUGGAGGAAUCUGCUCAGUAUCAAGCUGUUACUCCAUGUAAAAUUGAUCCUUCUGUGAACAACAUUUUGCAUACUCGCAAACCUGGUAAAGAGGCCGAUCCCCUUGAAAGAGUGCAGCUUUGUCAACAAGUGCAGGAGAAGACUGAGAGAACGAUGUACAUUAAAGAGAUGUUGUAUGCUGGUGUAGAAGAGUUCUGCUUUGAGGAGAUUCGGGCUGAAAUUUAUCGAGAGAAACAGAAGAAACGGAACAAAGAGGAAAUUGCUGCUAUAAUGCAAAAGAAUGCUGAGAUGGAACGUCAGAUACAAGAGAUGAAAAAGAAGCUUGAACUGGCCGAGAAGAAUCCAGAGACAGAGCAGGCAUCUGUGCCUUGUGUAUCCCAGGAAACAUAUCUACCUCAGGUUUCUCUUUCACCAGCUAGUGUGAGUUCCAGAGCUAUAGAAACUGGAGAAAAGAUAGCAUUGUCCAUUGACACGCCACUCUCUUUGAAGAAGCCUGCCGCUGAUUACCAGUCAGUAUCAUGCAGCACUUUAUCAAGGGAACCUGGUGAAAUUGGAAAGGAAAACUUAAUGAGUGUGCAGUCCUGUACAGCUACUGAUUUUCAGCUGCAUGCAGAUGCUCCUCCACCUACCACAACUCCACCACUGCUGUCUUCUUUUACCAUAUUUGAUGAGAGUACAUUUUUGAAAAGUCAAGAGACAAAGCCUGUUGGGAACCAGCUUCCAGAAUCUGCAAGGCGUCCACUAACAGUGAUUCCUAAACCAUUGUCCUUCAUCCUUCAAGAUGUGAAGAGUGUAGAACAAAGUGAUGAAGUUAAUGGCAUGGAAUCCCUACAGGAGGAUGUGAUUGUCAGUGGCUCUUGCAAUAAAACUCUCUGCACAAACCUGGAGGAUACUAGUGACUUUGCAAGAGCUGCCCAGCUUGCAUCUACUCCGUUCCGAAGUGAGAUGAAUUCAGACUUUAAAUUGCCCAAUAAAAAGGAAGAUGGUCAGUCUGAGAAUUCAACCAUGUCAGAACAGAAGGAUUCUUACUUCUCUCAGGCACUCCACAUUAACAAGCUCAGUCCUAUCUUGGAAGCAAGCGAAGAAGAUGUCCGCUCACUUUCAUCAGGAUCUUCUGUUAUUGACAUUAAGGAGUUGCAUAUUCAUGGGCACCUGGAUUUGGGGCACAGUGCAGUUGCCCUUUCGGCUACAUCGACACAUUGUGUAGAAGAUAACCCAUGGAGUGCUGAGGUACGCAGAAAAAUCAUGAGCUCCCUUACUGAGCCAUUGAAUUCCUUGCUGGAUGUUCAUAUGAAUUGUGGGGUGCUGCCAGAACUUGUGAAAGGACAUGAAGUCACCUUGGGAUCUGGGAAAUACCUCGUUGUGAAUGAAGCAAUGAAGACAGAAAACUGCAUUUUGUUCUUUGCAACUUCAGUUCAUUCUGUUCCCAAAGAAGUUGUCAUAAAGGUUAAUUUUCAGCCUAUCCCAUGGGAUCUAUAUAUCAUUCAGCAGUUGAGGACUCGCCUGAGUUCCGAAACAGAAUUUGGAAAAGAUUACACAAUGUACAUGUAUGAGAAUGGCUGUAUAGCCUUGCUUCAUGACAUUCAUCAUCUCACUUUAAAAGACAUUAUAUCAUCCUCUGACAUCACUCCAGAAUGGACACAAGUUUUGUCAAUGAAACUUAUUUCCCUUGUUGCAGAAUUACAUAAAGCAGAGAUUGUGCAUGGAGACCUAAGACCAGAGAUGCUGUUGCUGGGGCACAGGAAUCUGAAAUUAGUUGACUUCUCCUAUAGUCUGGACCUAAAACAGCAGAAUGAUGUUACAUUACUAGAUGGGUUCCCAACAGUCACACGUCUAGAAGAACAAGAAUUUUUGAAAGAGUGCACUAGUCCUUAUCAGGUUGACCUGCUGAGCAUUGUAGACAUUGUUCACACCUUAAUGUUUGAAGAAAGCCUACAAAUUCACAAAGAGGAUUCAGUUUGGAAAUUAAGUAAUCAAAUACCAAAGAAUUUUGAUGAAGAUCUGUGGGGCUGUUUCUUUGAAAGCCUUCUGAAUCCUGGUAUAGAGUCAACAGUCUCUCUGCUGGAUGAUCUCGUCCAGAAAAUGAGCAUUUUGGAUUAUGUUGAUGUAGAGUGUACUCUCUUUGAACAGUUCAUGUCUCUAAGCUGCUAACUUGGAAUAGUAGGUACUUUAGUAAAAAAAGACUGAAGAGGUGUAAAAUCAUCUAUCUGCAACUGGCUUGCAAGACUGCUUGUGUCAAACACACUGUACCAAACACCAGGUAUAGCAACAACUAAAUUCAUUUGAUAGUCCGUAACUGCAGUUUUACAGCAGACUACUACCCAAGGAAGUUUUGCUGGCCAUCUCCUACAACCUAGUUUUGUCGUAGUCAUAUAUUCAUGAAUGUUUUAUUACUGUAUCAUCUUUGUUAUACAGCUUAAGGAGAUCCUACAUCAUAUCCAUUAUGCUUGCUAGUUAUUUUGCACUAAGAUACAGAAUGUUCAUUUGCCUCAUCAGUGGCUUGAUUUCAAGAAGUAAUCCCAGUCUUUAGAGCACUGGCCAAGGAGAAAAUGGAUCAAGUGUCUGAGACCACUUUCCAUGGGUAAUGGGAAUGCGUCAGCAACUAACUAGUCUCUAGGAAGAGAUCAGAGAGAAGAUGCUGCACCUGUCUAAGAGGAGAUUGGAUGGAGCGUAACAAGAGAUAGAGUCCUGCCAUGCUGCUCGUGCCUUAGUUCCGCAAAGCCUUGCUAUUGCUGUGCCUGGCCCAAACCCACCCAUAAGUGGGACUGUACUUGAGUAGCUAAAUGCGUGAGUAUGACAGGCUUAGGCUGGGUACUCUGGUGGUGGCCAAGUAGCCCGAGGGAGCAGAAACAGAAGAUAUAACUUCCCUCUAAGGUUCAUGACUUCUGAUAUGUUUUCUCUGAAAUAAUGAGUGAGUUAAUAAAUCCUCCUUUCUGAGUAUAAUAUAGUAACUGAAAUAUAGUGGUUGAUGUACUGAAAUGUUGAGACGUAAUUGUUUUGUGACUAUUUCCAUUUGUUUUGCUCUUGCUAAACAUUAGUAUUGCUGCUCAUUGAUUUGUGUCUCUAGUUUACAUUCUCUACUCAUAACAAUUGGAUACUGUACCCAUACCACUGCAUUGCCUGUAUUUCCCUUAUUAGCACCAACUGGUUUGUUACGCAUAGCCUUCCAUGCAGUCCAUCUCUGUUUCCUGCACCUGAUGCUUUUCUUCCCACAUGUUUUUCCUGUAGUCUGAACGUUUCUGUUAGUAAUAUUUCAGGUAGCGAACAGAUAGACACCAUUCAGUCAACUAGGAGGAUCUUUUCAUUGUAGGACAUACAUGGGCAAUGAUGCUGCUCAAUUAAGUACUCAUUCACAUGGCAUCCAUUUCUCUCCUUCCCUGUUUUAAAUGAAACUGCAGCCCCAUAACAUAGCAUAGACCUGUAUACAUUUUUUGUCAGUAUAUAUACCAGUGUUCUUUCUUGUAUAUAUUUAUGUUUGCCUUGUCAUGUAUGUGUAAUGGAUGCUUGAUAACACCAGCCAGUUUGCCUUUGUCUUUAAUGUUCCUUUCCCUUUUCAUUAGCAAAAUUGUGCAUGCAUAAAAUAUCUGGUCUCAGUGGCUAUCACAGCAGUUGCCUGGCAAACACACUUUUUACCGUAACAUAAUGAUUUCCAUGUAAGAGUAUACAGAAGCUAGAACCAGUUUAUGUGAAGUAAAUUGCACUUGCAUGAGGCUGUUCUACACUGUGUUUAUAAAAGACUUUCAUUCAGCAAGUGUUUGCAGAGAUGGAAGCAAAAUAAAAACGUGUGUGUGAGAUGGUAAUGUAGAGCAGUUUCUAUUACUUGCUAAGUUUCAGCACGUAUGGUUUAAAAAAAAGAAAAAAUCAUACUGUUGUCUCCAGAUUAUUAUGUUAUUUAUAUAUUUAGUAUUUUCCUCUAUACUUAAUACUACUUGUUAAAAUAAAUUUUUUAGG
Protopterus annectens (West African lungfish) is the source of this 5154-nucleotide messenger RNA. It is a transcript of the gene BUB1B, whose product is annotated as BUB1 mitotic checkpoint serine/threonine kinase B. The transcript is spliced from 23 exons. Lineage: Eukaryota; Metazoa; Chordata; Ceratodontiformes; Protopteridae. Gene Ontology annotation, molecular function: protein kinase activity; ATP binding. The coding region runs from base 223 to 3354 and encodes 1043 amino acids. Gene Ontology annotation, biological process: protein phosphorylation; mitotic spindle assembly checkpoint signaling; meiotic sister chromatid cohesion, centromeric. The record is from RefSeq and is a predicted model, not a curated record.